Messenger RNA from Schistosoma spindalis, 1315 nucleotides. Lineage: Eukaryota; Metazoa; Platyhelminthes; Trematoda; Strigeidida; Schistosomatidae. The record is from the annotation of a GenBank genome assembly.
GUUAAUUUAGUCUGUCUGUCUCGCGACAUCUCAGGUUUAAGCGAGCUCGCUACAAAUAUAUUUCCUUGUAAAGGUCAUGAAUUCAUUUUGAAAAACAUCAGCUGAUAUUACGAUACGUAAUUUCGGUCCUUGUGUCAUGACUACUCCAGUAGCCGCCAACUAUAAAAAUGCAUCUGUGGCAGCAGAUUAUAUUAAAACAGUGUCAAACGUAUUACCAGAUAUUGGAAUUAUAUGUGGUAGUGGCCUCGGUAAAUUAAUUGAAGAAAUAGAAGAAUGUAAGACAAUCCCUUACAUAAAUAUACCAAACUUCCCAAAAACAACCGUUGCUGGGCAUGUCGGAAACUUAGUGCUUGGAAGGCUUGGUGGUCGCAAAAUAGUUGCAAUGCAAGGAAGAUUUCAUAUGUAUGAAGGAUAUUCAAACGAAGAAAUUGCACUUCCUAUUCGAACCAUGAAGCUCUUGGGAGUUAAAGUUCUUAUGAUUACCAACUUAGCUGGUGGGAUUAACAGAGAACUUAAAAGUGGCGAUUUUGUUUUAAUAAAGGGUCAUAUAAAUUUCCCUGGAUUUGGGUUAAAUAAUGUGUUGGUUGGACCCAAUCAAGAUGAAUUCGGACCUCGAUUUCCUGACCUAUCGAACGCUUACGAUCGUCUUUUGCGACAAUUGGCUUUAAAGAUAGCACAGGAAAACGAUUUGCAGGAUUUGGUUCACGAGGGUGUUUACGCUUUUAAUGGUGGUCCUACAUAUGAGACUCCUGAUGAGUCCAAUAUGCUACUCAAGUUGAACUGUGAUGUUGUUGGCAUGAGUACUGUACCAGAAGUAAUAAUUGCAUGUCAUUGUGGAAUCAAAGUUCUUGCUGUCUCUCUAAUCGCAAAUAAUAGCAUUUUGGACGCAGAAAAUGAUGUUAGUAUAAAUCAUGAAAAAGUUCUAGCUGUAGCUGCGAAACGUGCCGAUCUGUUACAAAUGUGGUUCAAAAAAAUUAUCACCAGACUUUCACUAGAUUAAGGUGAAUUUAUUUCGAUAAUUUUUGUCAGUCAACCCAUAAAAUAGUUCCUCGUUCCAAUUACACACAAAUAGACAAAUUAGACUUUCCUCCUGAAACUCAAUUAUUUCUCUCUCUCUUUAAAUUAGUUAGUUAAAAACCGACAGGUGAACAUUUUGUUAAUACUGCUUGUUGAACGACAACAGCUUGUUCUUCGCCUUAUGUUAAUGGAAAACAUUCAUUACGCUAACUUGUGUUUUUUUCACUAACUUAGUUAAUUUUUCGUUAACCCAUUUAUUUGUUAGUGAUUUGAAAUAAAUUUAUUUUAGUUUCAACAA